Messenger RNA from Pteronotus mesoamericanus, 1427 nucleotides. RefSeq names its product peroxisomal trans-2-enoyl-CoA reductase (gene PECR). Bases 83 to 994 code for a protein of 303 amino acids. Gene Ontology annotation, molecular function: trans-2-enoyl-CoA reductase (NADPH) activity. Gene Ontology annotation, cellular component: peroxisome. The transcript is spliced from 8 exons. The record is from RefSeq and is a predicted model, not a curated record. Lineage: Eukaryota; Metazoa; Chordata; Mammalia; Chiroptera; Mormoopidae. Gene Ontology annotation, biological process: phytol metabolic process.
CUGUGAGGCCUGGCGAAGUCCGAGGUUCUAGGAAGUCAGUACUGAAGUUGUCCUGCUUUGAGCGACCUCACUCACAGCGAUCAUGGGUGUUUGGGUUAAGGGCCGGAGCUGCCUGGCGGCGGGCUUGCUGCAGAGUCAAGUGGCUGUCGUCACCGGCGGGGGCACGGGCAUUGGAAAGGCCAUCGCGACCGAGCUCCUACGGCUGGGCGCCAAGGUGGUCAUCACAUCCCGUAAGUUUGAUGUAUUAAAAUCUACUGCAGAUGAACUGAAGACCAGCCUGCCUCCCACCCACCAGUCUCACAUCACUCCUAUAAAAUGCAACAUCCGUGACGAAGAGGAGGUAAAUAAUUUGGUCAAGUCUACCUUAGAUAUUUACAAUAGGAUCGAUUUUUUAGUAAACAAUGGAGGCGGCCAGUUUUUUGCACCCGCUGAAAACAUCAGUUCAAAGGGAUGGAAUGCUGUGAUUGAAACCAACCUGUCGGGCACCUUCUACAUGUGCAAAGCAGUUUACAACUCUUGGAUGAGAGAGCAUGGAGGAUCUAUUGUGAAUAUCACUAUGGUGGCUAACAAUGGAUUUCCAGGAGCUGUGCAUAGCGGAGCUGCCAGAGAAGGUGUUUACAAUCUCACCAAAACCUUAGCUUUGGAGUGGGCCAGGAGCGGCGUCAGGAUCAACUGUGUCGCCCCUGGAACCAUUUAUUCCCAGACUGCUUUUGACAACUAUACUCAUUUAACAAAAGACACAAUUGGAAGGUGCAUUCAACAAAUCCCAGCUAAAAGACUUGGAGUUCCUGAGGAGAUCUCCUCCAUGGUAUGUUUCCUGCUGUCUCCAGCAGCCUCCUUUAUCACCGGACAGCUGGUGGCUGUGGAUGGUGGCCAGUCUUUGAAAGGUCACGCAUAUGAAAUACCAGAUCAUGACAACUGGCCAGAGGGAACAGGGGACCUUUCUGUUGUCAAAAAGAUGAAAGAGUCUUCAAUGCUGAAAGCUAAUCUCUAAUGGAAGGAAAGAAGGAGUGUCUUUUGUCCCCAGAUGCCUUAACAUCUUAAGACUGCACUACUGUACUUAUAGGAGUUUGCAAUUUGUAUGGUAAAAUCACUGUACUUUUCUCAUGAUAUCAGUUUUCUGUGUACAAAGACCAUUCCUGAUAGAAAUGCAUUUUAAAGUCUCAAUCAAUAUGUUUUAGCCUUUUAAAGAAUGGAAAUUAACAUAAUUUAUGAUUAUACUUUUUAAUCCUAGACAGGUGAUCGAAAAGUGAAAUAACUUCUAAUUAAUAAUAAAAGGUAUUGUGAUCUUCCACAGGGUUUAAUUGUAGAGAUAGAUAAUAACUUUAAAUUGUGGCACCAUUACCAUUUCGAUCACUGGAGUUAUACAGUGAUUCACUUUACUUGGCAAAUAUUUUGGUUCAGUAAAGCUUUAUGGCAACUUCCAA